AUGGCAGCCGCUAUUGAAACUAUUGCUCAAGUACCCGCAACCAUUGCCGUCAGUAAUAAUAGCCAAGAACAAUAUCAGCCGUCGUUUUUUCGACGAGCAUGGGAUAAAUUAGAAAAUAUAUUGGCUCAAGUACAGAAUAAAAGCAUCGCGUCAUAUCUGUCUCAAGAUGACGACGAUAUUCACGAAGAGGAAUUUCAUAACCCGUUAAACCCACACCGCCGACAAAUCUUUAAAGAAGGGUCAAUAAGGUCAAGAAUCUCAACGGAUAGUGACGACAGACUGUCAUCGUCACGAACAUCAUCGCGAGCUUCAUCACUAAGACACUUCGAUCCUUGGCAACAACGCAUUAACGAAGAAUUGCAACAAGCUCAAAUGGAACAUGCUCAAAUUAAAAAUAUGAUUUCUGGGUGGGCGAGUAAUGAAGUUGGACCUUGGUUCGAUUAUUGA
Ambispora gerdemannii is the source of this 447-nucleotide messenger RNA. The record is from the annotation of a GenBank genome assembly. NCBI's taxonomy places the organism in Eukaryota, Fungi, Glomeromycota, Glomeromycetes, Archaeosporales, Ambisporaceae.